AUGACGAGUCUCUUGUUGCUUGCAGAAAAGAACCCCGAUGGUCAGCAUCUUCUUCCUGGGCAAUCCUGGAGGAAACGUAACUACAUUCAAGUACCCUUCGCCCUCCCCUCCCAGAAGGGCUGGAGCCGACCAGAUCAUCAUAAACUCCCUGAAGAUCACGUCAUCACUGACCAGCCAAGAACCUUGAACGUGCAGACCCCGCGGCCCCCAAUUUCUGUCUGUAAGAACUUGGGGGGCCCAGGAAGUAAGCAUUUAAAAGCUGUGCAGCUCCUGGGUCUGCACGUUGCAAUAAGACCUGCGUUCUACCGCCAUUGCACGUCAGUGACGGACUUGCUGCACAGUGGAGUUAAGGGCUGGCAGCCCCGGCAAUGUCCACCGGCAUCUGGGGUGGAAUGUGGGGGCGGCGCCACCGAGGCCGGAUCUCCCCAGGAGGAGGAGGAGGAGGAGGACGGGUGCGCCCGGGAGAGAGGAGGAUGUUUACCGGUGUCCUGGCAACAGCAGCUGUGCGCACAGGAGCGGCGGGGCGACGUUGAUAACAGAGACGCUGUGUUAAAGCUCUUGGGCUCAGUUAAUAACAUAAUAACGGAAGAAUCAGCUACAAUAACUAUUGGUAAAAUCACCAACAUUCAUGAUCCAGAGGAUAAGACAACAACAUCAAGAGAAAACAAUAACUUUUGUGGGGAAAUGUGUUCUAUCCUGGAGAAACCUCAUGAUGUGGAGACUUUAUGCAUUACUUAUAGUUUGGAAGGAGUGUUUUUAAAUGGUGGAAAAACGGAUGAUGAAGAUGAAAUUAAGUAUGAAAGAAAAGGAGAGAUUUGCGAAGACAUUGUCACAUGUUUAAGAGAAAAAUCAGCAAAAUUUUCAGAAAAUAUGUCUAAACGUGCAACUCAAUUCAAAGAGCCAAAAUCAAUGGAAAAAAAGGAACUGGAGGAGGCACUAAAGAAAGAGGAGACAGCUACAUUCCGUAAAGCUGUAACUGGUUCGCGGAAGACUGCAUUGGAGAAGAAUCAGAAUAAUUUCAUGAAAAAUCAGAUGAGCAGGAGACUGAAGCCAACGUUGAACUGGAGGUCUUCUAUAGACACCAAAGCCCACAAAAGUCCUGCAAAAGACAGCCAAGAUGAAAAGCAUGGCAGAAGAUUUGAAAAAACAAUGUCAUCUGCUCCAUAUGGAAGAGUUCAGUUACUGAGUAAAAAUGUCGAUAAAUUUGAAGAAGUAUCAAGUGAGAGCCCCUCGGAGGGUGAGGAAGAGGAGGAACCAAGUGACCACCGUCAGGAGGCAAACGUGGAUUUGCCAUCAGAGUACUGGCAAAUUCAGAAGCUGGUGAGGUAUUUAAAGGGAGGAAGUCAAACAGCUACAGUGAUUGCAUUGUGCUUGAUGCGGGAUUUCAACCUAGUCCAUGAGACCUGCCAACUGGCAAUCAGAGACGUGGGAGGCCUUGAGGUUUUAAUCAAUUUACUGGAUACCGAUGAAAUCAAGUGUAAGAUCGGUUCGUUAAAAAUCAUGAAAGAGAUCAGCCAGAACCCUCAAAUCAGACGUAACAUAGUUGACCUCGGCGGACUGCCCAUCAUAGUCAACAUACUUGACUCUCCACACAAGAUUCUGAAGUGCUUGGCAGCAGAGACGAUUGCGAAUAUUGCCAAGUUCAGACGAGCCCGACGGGUGGUGAGGCAGCACGGUGGCAUUCCCAGGCUGGUUGCUCUCCUUGACUGCACGCAAAGUACCACAGAACCUGCAUACUUAAGUCUCUAUGACACCGGAGAUGUGGAAGUGGCUCGCUGUGGGGCCCUGGCGCUGUGGAGUUGUAGCAAGAGUUAUGCCAAUAAAGAAGCCAUUCGCAAAGCCGGGGGCAUUCCUCUAUUGGCUCAGUUACUGAAGACGUCCCAUGAAGACAUGCUCAUUCCCGUGGUGGGGACGUUACAGGAAUGUGCAUCGGAGGAAAACUACCGAGCUGCAAUCAAAGCAGAAAGGAUCAUUGAAAAUCUGGUGAAGAACCUAAACAGUGAGAAUGAGCAACUGCAGGAACACUGUGCCAUGGCCAUUUACCAGUGUGCUGAAGACGAGGAAACUCGUGACCUGGUUAGGCUGCACGGAGGCCUGAGACCCCUGGCUAGCCUGCUGAGUAACACCGACAACAAAGAACGCCUAGCUGCUGUCACGGGGGCAAUAUGGAAGUGCUCCAUCAGCAAGGAGAAUGUGACCAAGUUUCGGGAAUACAAAACCAUUGAAGCUUUGGUGGGACUGUUAACCAAUCAGCCUGAAGAAGUGCUGAUCAAUGUGGUUGGGGCCUUAGGAGAAUGCUGCCAAGAUUAUGAAAGCCGGGUCAUCGUCCAGAGAUGUGGUGGCAUUCAACACUUGGUGAACCUUCUUGUUGGAGUAAACCAAGCACUUCUUGUGAAUGUCACGAAGACGGUGGGUGCCUGUGCACGCGAGCCUGAGAGCAUGGUAAUAAUUGAUCGCUUAGAUGGAGUUCGUUUGCUAUGGUCUCUCCUGAAAAAUCCUCACCCAGACGUGCAGGCCAGUGCAGCAUGGGCCCUCUGUCCAUGCAUCAAAAAUGCUAAGGAUGCUGGCGAAAUGGUCCGUUCCUUUGUGGGUGGUUUGGAACUUGUCGUUAAUUUGCUGAAGUCAGAUAACAAAGAAGUUUUGGCAGCUAUAUGCGCUGUCAUUACCAAUAUCGCAAAAGAUCAAGAAAAUUUAGCUGUUAUUACAGAUCAUGGAGUUGUUCCUUUAUUGUCCAAACUGACUAACACGAACAACGAGAAAUUGAAGCGACAUCUAGCGGAAGCUAUCUCACACUGCUGCAUGUGGGGCAGAAAUAAAGUGACCUUCGGUGAACACAGAGCGGUGGCUCCCCUCGUGCGUUAUCUGAAAUCCAAUGACAUCGGAGUGCACCGAGCAACAGCUCAGGCUUUGUACCAACUCUCAGAAGACAUCAACAACUGCAUCACAAUGCAUGAGAACGGCGCAGUCAAGCUUCUCCUGGAUAUGGUUGGCUCCUCAGACCAAGACCUCCAGGAAGCCGCAGCUGGUUGCAUAGCCAACAUCCGUAGGUUGGCUCUUGCCACAGAGAAGGCAAGAUACACUUGA
Molecule: messenger RNA, 3084 nt
Organism: Ochotona curzoniae (black-lipped pika)
Lineage: Eukaryota; Metazoa; Chordata; Mammalia; Lagomorpha; Ochotonidae
Product: outer dynein arm-docking complex subunit 2-like
Exons: 18
Coding region: 1-3084 (1027 amino acids)
Molecular function (GO): protein binding
Source: RefSeq, a predicted model, not a curated record